AUGGUCCCUCAAAACGCGAAGGCGGAAUCGGACGAGGAUAUCAACGGUGCGGUUGUCACUACUAGAGCAAGGGCAUCAGCCGAAUAUAGUCGCGACGAACAAAUAGUUCAAGGCUUCUACUUUGAGGGCACAAGUCGACUUUCAGCGCAGAUGUUCAAGAAAUGGAGACUAUUCGGCGUAAUCGUCAUCGGAGACGUACAGGCUAGACGUGCUCGAUUGAGCCUUGCGCCGAGUACGAGUAGCGAACCUGCGGCUUUACUCUCUACAUUAUCACAAGCUGCCGCCGACGAAGAGGUAGGCCCCAGCCAAAUUGUUGCUGAGGAGACGGCAGAUCUUAGUGACGUUGCUCCUAAUGAAACGGUAGCACUCGGAGAAGGUGGCGUUAGGAACGUGGUAGAGCUAGACUACCGGGACAAACUGCUCUUUUUUGCCUGUUAUACUGUCUUACAUGGCACUAGCACAGCGGAGCUUAGAAGGUUGAUGAUGCUAAUAGAGGUGGCCACAGGGAAGGCAGCGAAUAUUGGUGUGGCGGAUAUUAGGAAAUUUGUCGAUAACUUGGAAAGUGACCUGCGUUCAAGAAGUUACACGUUCUGCAGCUCGUGUUUUCAAACACUUGUAAAUAAACAUGCGUUGUGCGACAAUUCACGCUGCGAGCUGUAUAGAAUUCAUCCCAAGCGUUCGAAAUCAUCGAGACGGCCAUCGUUGUCUUUGCUAGACAUUCGGCCACAGUUGGAGACCGUAAUCGCUACACACUUGUCCCUUUUGAUCAACCUACAUCGACGAUUACAUGAAAGUCACUUUGACUGUGGGACACGCUCCGAUGCCAUUGAUUUCCCGCUGUUUAAAAAAAAUAUGGAAUCGUCAGAAGAGUUCUCCAGGCGCAGAAUCACUCUACAGCUGAGUAUAGCCACCGAUGGAUUCACGCCAGCACGGCUAAGCAGGCAGGAGCUUUGGCCGCUAUAUGUGCGGAUUGAUGACCUUCCGUCGAAAAUAGGAAACAUGUACCUCAAUAUAAUCUUGGCUGGCGUGCUGUGGACAACAAAAACUCCACACGAAGAGCUGUGGGAGGGUUUAUGGACUCACAUGGUUACAGAGCUGGCUGUUGUAAAUUGCAAUGAACUGCUACAAAUCCGGGAUGUAACCGGUGAUCUGUGGACUGUCAGUUUGAGACUGACACAUGCAGUCGUAGACUACAAGGGACUCCAAGACAUAUUUGGCAUACCUCGUUGGUUUUCCCGUUAUGGCUGCCAUAAAUGUCUUUUUCCGGGAAAUUGUAUUGGUCGCAAACUAAAUUGGUACUGUAGCGAACCUCUACGUUUCGCGAAGAGGACUUCAGCAAAUAUAUUAGAAGACGCAGAGUGCGGACGCAAUGGUCUCAGGGGAAAAACUUCUGCUAUGCGUCUUUUCACACCUGCGCAUUGUUGCGCAGAUGCGUUACACGUAAUAAGUGAAGGCGUCACUCACGAUCGUUUAAGAGAUCUGCUUUUCCGCGCGUCAAAAGUUGAUGAAAUGAAGCUCAAAUCUGAAACAGUUGGUGAGCUCAAUAGAGCUCUGAUGAACAUCACUAACUACACCUACAGUUCGAGGUUUAUUCUUUGUAACGAAGAUUUACCCUGUAUGACAGGUGCUGAAGUUGACGCGUUCGCAAAUGUGGUUUUUCCGCUCGUAGGAGCACUAGCGAUGUGUCCUUCUGCUCUAAGUAGCGCCUCUCUCGUGGGCUACUGGUUUUGCGUGAAAGAACUGCAGGCCUUGGAAGAUCUCACUACAGUCAAGAUUCGCGUUAUACAAUCUGUGGCGCUGCACGUGAAGCAAAUUUGGAGUUGCUUGUCACAAGAUAUUUUCACAAUCAAAACACAUAAUUUUUUCGAUCAUUGUAUAGUGGAUGAGAUUGAGCAGCAUGGGAGUCCGUAUUUGUGGUCUGCAGCACCGUUCGAGGCCAUCCACCGUGUUUUGCAGAUACCCCACAACCAAUUUGUGACAAAUUCGGAUGCAAGAAUUUUGACUAGAUUCGUCACCAUCAAAAAAUUGGUAAGGCUCUUGGAAAGGGCUGUAGAAAAAAAUCGCUCGGAGAAUUUUGCUAAAUUGCUUCGCGAUAUGCAAAAUGAAGAGGAAAGAUUUCCCCUUCAAGUCCAACUGGGAGCCGGUUAUUAUAUUCCGCAACAUUCCGAAGUAAGAGAAGAUAACCUGUGCGAAGAACAUCGGGCAAUCUUCCAGCGUCACCAUAGGGGUCUACGCGAUGUCAAAAUAUACUCGCGCUUGGUCGUCAGCGGAAAGGUCCUAUCCUCUAAAGUGUAUUGGCAAAGGACCACUGAUACAGAUGCCUCUAGCUUAUACCUCAGAGUUUCAUGCGGGAAUAAUAUGGAUAAAGUAUAUAUGCUGACUUUCUUAUUUACUGUCUUCUUGAGGAUAUCGCGAGGAGAAGAGGAGCAACAAACUCUGAUGGCUUACAAAAAGGCUAAGUCUUUAAAACGCGUGCAGUCGCAAGUCAAAAUGAAGACAGUCAAAAUGAAGACUAAAAGAGGUGCAACACCUAAGCGCGAAGAGUCACCAUUGUUUAUGUGCGAGCCUAAGAAGGAGGUUUUGGAUGAUGUGGAAGAAAUUGAAAUUGAAAAGCCAAGGAGCGACUCUUCGGAUUCCUCUGAACUGGGGUUGGAACGAGUAUAUGCGACUCUAGAGCCUGUUCAAGCACUGCAUACGUCUACCGUACAUUCGCCAGAUGUGACAGAGCAUGGUUCAGCGCAGCAGAUAGGAUGGUCAUCUUCUUCGGAGCCAGGCACAUCGCAACAAGUACCUUGGUCAAAUGAACCAGGAAUUGAAAGGGCGCCAGUCGGUUCGGCACCUCCCUCGCAGCAACCUACCUUGCAGUCGGACGCUUUGGACGUAAUGCGCACAUGUUUGUCGCGUGAAAUUGGAAGCACGGAAUUUUCAACCCCGCUCUAUGCAAUGGUUGCAAGAGGAACGCCGUUAUCAAGUGUCACUCUGCAGGAGACGCUCCACCAUUGUAGGCAAGUAACUCAGUUCGAUCUACAGGAUCUGUCUAGAUUGGUGCAGAGCGCCGAGCGCUCUAGGCAUGGUAUUUCUUUAUUUGAUAACAUCGAAACAACGCGGCUCUUGGUAGAAAACGCGAUAUCCAACCGCGUGCUGGUUAAUCUUCUGCUAACAAAGAACAGAGAUCUCGAGUCUCAAAUCCAUGUACUGCGACAGAUCUGCAACAAGCUUACUAGCGGAAUCAGCGAGUCCUCUUCCACCAUAAGCUUCAGCCCUGAUAAUCUCAAGAAACAGCACAUAAUCAAGCGUAGUUCACCAUUCAAGGAACUAAACCUCAACGAGCUUCUCGCCGGCUACACAGCUCCGAGUAGAGUCAAACACAAGACUUCGCUCGUCAUCAAUGACUUUUCACGUGUGAUCUUCAGACAGGUUUGUGGACCAGAUCCCUCAGAUAUAUGGAAUUUUGCUCAUCGUACAUCUAAUGUAUCGCGCAAGCCGGAUUUACAAGAUCUGCCUGAGUCCAUAGUUAUCACACUCAACGAUUUCGUAUUGGAUGCGCUUAGCCUCGGCAACGAGGAUUUGGAGGGAUACAGAUUGAAUUCGAUAAGAAGCUUGCGCACUAGUUACUGGAUCUCUCUGGGUACAUCCGAUGAAGAACGCGAGAAAAAGUUCAACUAUCUGCUGGAGCAAAAAACUUUCUACUGCGGCCAAAUCAGGACCUGUAUCGCAGAAGCACUGAACAAUAUGCUCUACAAGCUGUUGCUUUUUGCACUUCUGGUAUCCGUGUAUGGUGGUGGUCCCAAUCAGCCGAAGCGCUUUGAUGUCGCGCCGUCCAGUGAUGCCGGACCAUUGAGCAUUGGUUCUAAUGGACCGCGGCCAAGACCGCAACUAAGACCACAACCUCAUAGUGGUCGCGGACACGUGCAUCCCGGACCACAGUGCCCUAUCAGAAAUCCCAGCUAUGAAGCCUGGUACAGCAAAUUCAAGAGAAGGGGAUGGGAUUUCAGUAGUGAUCAGGGCGAUAUUUUACUCGAGAAGGUUAGAAGUUUGCCUUGA
Cylicocyclus nassatus is the source of this 4044-nucleotide messenger RNA. Lineage: Eukaryota; Metazoa; Nematoda; Chromadorea; Rhabditida; Strongylidae. The record is from the annotation of a GenBank genome assembly.